This is a messenger RNA of Ostrinia nubilalis (European corn borer), 542 nucleotides long. RefSeq lists its product as uncharacterized. NCBI's taxonomy places the organism in Eukaryota, Metazoa, Arthropoda, Insecta, Lepidoptera, Crambidae. The record is from RefSeq and is a predicted model, not a curated record. Bases 1 to 372 code for a protein of 123 amino acids. The transcript has 3 exons.
AUGACAGGAGACUAUGUGGUGUUGGGUGAAUUCCAGAUGCUUCCAGUGGAGUCCACUGGAAAACUGUCAGCCAAUUUCACAACAUGCACAGCUGCUUUAGAAGCUUUGGGUGCUCGGGUCCACAAACGGAUGGUCAUCAGAGAUGCUACGGUACACCUGCGCUGCUUGGGCGAUCUGAAGGCCAGCCUUGAUGAUGCCCAUUCUACGACAGACAAAAUGGAGAUGAUAACUGACCACAUAGCUGCUAUGCACUCAGAGGAUAUCAUCAAGGAGAUCCAGCCAGCCGUGGAGACCUCUCUGGCGAUGGUGCUGGAAGACGUGGCCAACAAGUUCCUCAAGCACAUACCCUCGGAAAUGGUCUUCCCGAACUAAGGAUAUGCCAAUACAAGUCGCAUUUAAAUCAUCAUCAUAUCAGCCACAGGACCACUGCUAAACAUAGACCUCCCCUAAUGAUUCCCAGAUUGGCCAGUUGGUAGCGGCCUGCAUUGCAGCGCCUUCCCGCAACCUUUAUAAGGUCACCUUGCAUUUAAAUAUAAAAACAG